UUUCUCGGUGUGAUAGAAACGUAAAGCGUUACGUGCGGUAAAACACGGGCAUGCCAUUUUUACAAAACAUUUCAUAAAAUUAUCGGGUGCACCGCUGUUUAUUCGGCCGAUGUUGUGUUUUAGGAGAUAAAAACGACUCAUUUAGGAAAAUACACCGCUAACCACCACUUGUCCUUUCCUACGGGCGUAUUAGUUCGUCUUCCUCUGCCGGAUACAGAAUCUUCACGCCGUGUGCAGUACGUGUUUUGGCUGUCACCAGUGAGUGUGUGCGGGCGUGUAGAAGUGAAUGAUCAUGCUCUGAAUGAAGAAAUGUGCUGGCCACAGCAUCGUGGUAAUGCUCAGGAACCGGUUAAUUCACAAACUCGGUCAAAAUUAAAAAUUCUCAAUUUUGUCGCCCCUUGAAUGGAAUUCAACUUCGAGCACACGACAACCGUUUUCUCAUCAGAGGGCAAACUGCAGCACUGCGACAAGGCGCUGUUGGCAGCACUGAAAGGAAGCCUGUCGGUCGGGCUGAACGCCAACGACGGAUGCGUUCUCGCAUCGCUGAAACCCAACGACAAGCUGAUCGAUAAGUCAAAGGUGAUCAAGAUUGUGCCGUUAUCAUCCAACCUGGGCAUCACCUACUCCGGUCUGCAGCCCGAUUUUAGGGUCCUGACCAACAGACUGCUCAAAAUGGUUGAGGGAUACAACAUGAUAUACGGCAAAAUGUACGUAGAAACCUUUGUCAACAAGCUCAGCAGGGAGAUACAAGAGUUCACGCAGCUGGGAAAUAUGAGACCGUUAGGUCUUCUCUUGUUGGUGUGCGGCACCACGUUCGACAACAAAACAAAAUUGUUCUCCUUGGAUCCUUCCGGUUCCUUCCAGGAGGUUACCUGUGCUGGAAUAGGUAAGAAUUACUCGGAGAGCAUACGGUACAUGGAGAAGAGGAGCGAGUCGUUUGAAGAUAAUCUGAACACCGCGGUUUGUACGCUUAAGGAGUUUGCAGGGUAUGACUUAGGUUCAGAGGAAGUGCAGAUUGGUGUUUUGCAGGAUGGUAGUUUUAGGAUAUUGAAGGAUGAUGAGGUAAGAGAUAUUUUUGAUAAUAUUAACAACUAAAACGAUUUGAU
This is a messenger RNA of Vavraia culicis subsp. floridensis, 1106 nucleotides long. RefSeq lists its product as uncharacterized. Bases 403 to 1095 code for a protein of 230 amino acids. Lineage: Eukaryota; Fungi; Microsporidia; Pleistophoridae. Gene Ontology annotation, cellular component: proteasome core complex, alpha-subunit complex; proteasome core complex. The record is from RefSeq and is a predicted model, not a curated record. The transcript has a single exon.